AUGUCGGGCGAUCUUGAUGCGGCGCUGUGUACAGAUGACAAUGAUGCUAAGUUGCCGCGCUACUAUUUUCCUUUCACUCAUUUUGGUCAGCUGACAGCUAUCAAAGCAGCUUUGAAUGAAGUGUCAGAUUGGAUUGCGACUAGUCUACGAGGACUCGCUGAGCACGAGCAGCUCACCGAUGAUUUGAAUAUCUCUCUUAAAAGUUGCCACAUUAUCAUUUUAUUGACUGUGCCAAAAGUUGACCAUUUACCUUCGAUUCCGGAGACACUGUACUCGACUUAUACAGCUGUUCAAAGAUCAGACUCGAUAGAGGCAACGAAAAAGGCGAAGCUCGGCCCAAAGGCGUUCAAUAUUAAACUUUUAACCGAUGUAAGGAGGCUAUGGGUGAAACAAAAGUCAUUUGACAGCGCGGAAUAUCCCCAAAAGUCCUGCCAAUACCAUAGCGAUGACCCUAAAGCCACCCAACUUUUCGAUGACUUGACCCUAUUUGUUCAACUGCCAGAGCUCGACCUUGGCUAG
Molecule: messenger RNA, 519 nt
Organism: Sclerotinia sclerotiorum 1980 UF-70
Lineage: Eukaryota; Fungi; Ascomycota; Leotiomycetes; Helotiales; Sclerotiniaceae
Exons: 3
Coding region: 1-519 (172 amino acids)
Source: RefSeq, a predicted model, not a curated record